This is a messenger RNA of Scedosporium apiospermum, 1488 nucleotides long. Its product is annotated as Catalase. Gene Ontology annotation, molecular function: catalase activity; heme binding. Gene Ontology annotation, cellular component: peroxisome; mitochondrion; cytoplasm. The record is from RefSeq and is a predicted model, not a curated record. Lineage: Eukaryota; Fungi; Ascomycota; Sordariomycetes; Microascales; Microascaceae. The coding region runs from base 1 to 1488 and encodes 495 amino acids. The transcript is spliced from 10 exons. Gene Ontology annotation, biological process: hydrogen peroxide catabolic process; response to hydrogen peroxide.
AUGCCUCGUGUUUAUACCCUUGCUGAAGGUUGUCCCCAGCGCAACAAUACGGACACAGUCCAGUUGCGAGAAGAACAUAACAAGCCGGGAGGCCUCGUCUUGCUGCAGAGCACUCAGCUUAUUGAGACCCUUGCGCACUUUGCUCGAGAGCGAAUCCCUGAGCGAGUCGUCCAUGCUAAAGCUCCAGGCGCAUACGGCGAGUUCGUGGUGACAAAGGACUGUAGUGACAUUACUUCCGCCAGCUUCUUGAAGGAAGUAGGUAAGAAGACGAAGUGUAUGGUCCGGAUCUCUACUGUUGGUCCCGAGCGUGGCUCUGCAGAUACGAUUCGCGAUGUCCAUGGCUGGGCCAUGAAGCUGUACACCGACGAGGGGAAUCUCGAUUGGGUGUUUAACAACACCCCCGUCUUCUUCAUCCGAGACCCCGUCAAGUUCCCCUCCUUGAACCGCUCUCAUAAGAGACAUCCCGCCACGAACAGGCCUGACGACGGCAUGUUCUGGGACUUCCACGUCGGCAACCCAGAGAGCAUCCAUCAGCUUAUGCACUUGUUCAGCGACCGCGGCGUCCCCGCCUCCCUCCGUCAUAUGCACGCCUUCAGCGGGUACACGUACAAGCUGAUCAAGGAGGACGGCUCGUUUAAGUAUAUCAAGGUCCACAUCAAGACGCAGUUGGGCAACAAGACAUUUGACGCUUCAACUGCGAAGAAGGUCGCUGGUGAUAACCCGGACCAUCUUGUCCAAGAUCUGUAUGAUGCCAUCGAGAGGGGAGCCUACCCCAAGUGGACCAUCCCAUUCCAGGUCAUGGACCCGAAGGAUGCAGAGAAUUACAGGUGGAACAUCUUCGACAUGACUAAGGUCUGGCCGCAUAAGGAUUACCCGCUCCGUGAAGUGGGCGUUCUCACGCUAAACGAAAACCCAAAGAACUACUUCGUAGACAUCGAGCAGGCGGCUUUUUCGCCUUCGAACAUUGUCCCGGGUUGGGCGCCAUCAGCUGAUCCCAUGCUCCAAGCUCGCAUGUUCGCAUACCCCGACGCUGCCCGGUAUCGUCUGGGCACAAACUACCAGAUGCUCGCUACCAACCGAGCAAGGUGCCCAGUCUACUGCCCUUAUCAACGAGACGGCUUCAUGAACUUUGGCGACAACUAUGGAGACGACCCUAACUACGUUGGCUCUAUGCUUCGCCCAGUCGAGUUCGCUACUGGAAAGAACGGGCCUAUAUCGACUACGACCCAUGAGCAUGAGAGAUGGAUCGGCGAGGUAGUCAGCUACAGCAGUAAGUUCGGAAAGGACGACUUCACUCGGGCCACGAUGCUGUGGCACGUACUUCUCCGGGAGCCGGGUCAGGAUAAGCGUUUCAUUGAUAACGUCGCCAGUUCGGUGGCGGGCGUCCACUCGAAGGAACUGCGUCAGAAAGUUUACGGUCUGUUUAAUGGCGUUGAACCGACGCUGGGUGAGCGCAUUGAAAAGGCUACGGCGCAGAAGCUUGCCUAG